This is a messenger RNA of Pezoporus flaviventris, 2460 nucleotides long. It is a transcript of the gene SIL1, whose product is annotated as SIL1 nucleotide exchange factor. The record is from RefSeq and is a predicted model, not a curated record. Bases 789 to 2354 code for a protein of 521 amino acids. Lineage: Eukaryota; Metazoa; Chordata; Aves; Psittaciformes; Psittacidae. The transcript has 11 exons.
CGGGCAGGGCUGGGCGGUGGAGGCAGGUGCCUGGCAGCGGUGUUCUAGGAGUGAGCGGCAGCCGGGGCCCUGUGGUGGGCACCCGCCGGCAGGGUGCGGAGCAGGGUGCUCUGCGGACAGGGGGCCCUUUGGCUGAGCGGGUUUAAACACGAGUUCAACCAAACGGGAGCGGUUUGGACCCCCUUGAGCACGGGCGGGUGACCCCAGGCCCCCUGUGUACCCGGGUGGCUGUGGUGUGAGCGUGUCCAGGUGCCGCUGGUGUGGUUUUGCACUGUUAAAAGCGGGUUUAUCUGCAGGGUACGUGCUUGGUAGUACGAGGGUUGAGUUUUAAACUGCUUAGCUGUAUUUGUGCAAGCUUGCAUAUGGCUCUCUUGUCGGGGAGCUAAUGAAAUUACAUGUUAAACAAAGCCAGGGAGUGAAAACUGAGCAAAUGGGAUUUUGUAUAUAAACACUAUUUGGAAUAUCGUCUUCAAGUGUUUGUGGUUGCCUAACGCUUGCGUUAGAAGUAAUCUUUGACAAAGCAUCAACACUACCCACCUCUCAAGAUGGCCGAGGUUUACACUGACAGGUUCUGCAGACACAAUUUCUGAGGGGCAAGUUAGUUAUUUUUACAGUGUUUUGCUGCUAGACCUAACCCAGUACAAAUAGGGUUUAGAGGCGGAAAGUAUGACUUUACACUGAUAGUGUUUCAUUCGCUUGCCAGAGGAGUAUAAUCUGCACGGGCAUUGCUGUGGGUAGAGCUGUCUGGGUGGGGAGGCUGCUCCAGCACACAGUCCUGGCUGGUGGCAAUGUCUCGCGGGGCUGGUCUCUCCACUGCUGCCAGAGUCAACCUGCUGCUCUUGGUGGUCUCUGCAGUGUUCUCCUGGUCAAGCCUAAGUGACAGAGUGACUGAGUUUGCCCUUACAAAAAUAGAAGAGAGCGACAUAAAAGAUGACAGUGGGAAAGAGGCGGUAGCAGAAGAUGAUGCUGAUCCAGAAGACCUGGAAGUGUUUUACCCCACACAUCAGUGGCAAACCCUCCGUCCAGGACAUUUGGGUGCGUGCAGAUUGCCACGUGAUGGAUUACUGUCAUCCCAGUCGUCACUGAGUUGGGAAGCACAAAUGGGAAAGAGCAGCAACAGAAGUGUUCUGUGUAGGGAGGGUUUGCACAUGCCUCAAGCUCUUGUGCAGCAGCAUGAUGAGCAGUCCUGCUCCACGGCUUCCCAGGCAGGUCAAGCUGUUCCUGCAGGGUCACACGUACGACUGAACAUGCAGACAGGAGACAGAGAAGUCAAGCUCCCAGACAGUGAAAAUGGGAAAAGUGAUACAAGAAAAGAGAGAAGAAGAAAAAGGCUGGGCAAGGUAGAUGUUGACUCAACUUCAUUCACAUCUCAGGAGCUCAAAAAGGCACUGGCUAAAAUGAAGGAAAGUGAGAAGGCAGAACGAAAGGCCCAUGAGGAAGAGGUGAGGAAGAAGUUCCGGCCCAUCGAGCAGCUGAAGGAGGAGUUUGAAAAGCUGAACAUGAAGAUGGAGACAGAUUAUGAAAUUAUGGUGAAAUUAAUCAGCAAAUUCAACAGCUCUGCCUCCACGCUGGAUGAAAAAGUGGCGGCGCUUUAUGAUCUUGAAUAUUAUGUUCACCAGGUGGACAAUGCUAAGGACUUCCUCUCCAUGGGCGGACUCCAGCUGGUGAUCCAUGGGCUGAACAGCACCGAGGCCACCCUGAAGGAGCACGCUGCCUUCGUCCUGGGAGCCGCGCUGUCCAGCAACCCCAAAGUCCAGAUAGAAGCGAUUGAAGGGGGGGCACUGCAGAAGCUCCUGGUGAUUCUGGCUACGGAGCAACCCCUGGCUGUCAGGAAGAAGGCGCUCUUCGCGCUCUCCUCCAUGCUGAGGCACUUCCCCUACGCCCAGCAGCAGUUCCUCAAGCUCGGCGGCCUCCAGGUCCUCAGGAGCCUCUUCAGGCAGAAGGGGAUGGAGCCCCUCCACGUCCGCGUGGUGACGCUGCUCUACGACCUCAUCAUGGAGAAGAUGCUGCUGGAGGACUCGCAGCACGGGGACCACCUGGAGGAGAAGCUCCAGCAGUACCGGCAGGUGAAGCUGGUGCCGGCGGUGGUGGAGCAGGACUGGUGCGUGGUGGUUUCCAACCUGCUGGCCGUGCCGGAGCACGACAGCCGCGAGAAGGUGCUCAAGAUGGUGGGGGUGCUGAUGGCCUUCUGCAGGGAGCGCUACCGCGGGGACCCGGCGCUCAGCACCACCCUCAGCCUCCUGCGCAGCGAGUACGAGGAGCUGGCGGCGGAGGAGCAGAGGGAAGGGGACAAGGACGGGUACUUCGGGGAGCUGCUGGGCUCUGUGAACACCAUCAUCCAGGAGCUGAGCUGAAAGCAGCCCUGGGAUCCCUCCGCUCCAGGUACUUCAGGGCAACAGCGGGAGUCUGGAUGGCACCAGUGUACGCGCACCUCUGAAUAAACGCUGGACUCGCUGAGCU